AUUACUUUAUGUCUUACGUGCCGUACUAACCAAACUUUUGUUUUGAGAUUCCACUCUGUGCACCGAUUUCAGGAUCUCCGAGGGUGACAGGAGCGACCGCGUGGUCGCGCGUGGCACCAUGGCCAAAACCCGUGUCUGGACACGCCUAUGCCUCCUGCUUCUGGCGCUUCAAUUCUGGAGUUCGUUGUUUUUUGCGGAAGGAGCGAAUUUCCACCAAGAGGCGGGCCCUGUCCCCCGCUCCCGGAACCCGCUGAAACGUUGGCGUACAAUUAAGUUCCAAAAGCCUGCGGCAACCAAGGCUGAUCGCAGAGCACAGCUCUACAUGGAAAUGAGGUACAAGAAGACUGAAACCGUUUCGGGCGAAUCACUGAUAGGAUUGGUCACAUAUGGGUGCAUACAGGAAAAAUAUCCGGCCUCUAUAAAUUGUACGAUUCUCAGCAAAGAGGAUGCUUUUGCCAGCUACAAGGUGGCCAAUUACUACAGCGUGAACAGGUUGAGCCCGUACCCCGAAUGGACGGUUGAGUACAAUCCUAAAAUAUGGAAGGAAGAGCGGCUGCCCCCGCAAAUGAUGCUCGGCAUCGAGCCGAAAGAUAAACUAGUCCGAGUCUUCGAGAGCCUCAGCGUCGACCAUCUCAAAUUUGAAAAGGAUGCAGCCCUCCGCUUUGUCAACAACAGCCUACUUCACGAUUCGGAAAUCGAUCAUUUUGUCGCUUAUUACGGAAUCAACGAUUUGAUCGUAUUUUCCAACAACUACGAAGCUUUUGUGCGGCCCGGUCUUGAAGUCUUCGUCAACGUCGCAAGAAGAACUUUGGAGGCUGCCAAUAGGCGAGCAAGUGCAAGGAGGCAAUUGGGAUACGUUCCCGAGUACCUACUCCCGAAGAAAGAGGUGAAAUUCGCUCUUUUCUUCCUGAUGGAAAAGAUGAUCGACCCUUGCAUGGUUACGAUGACGGGCGAGGAUUACAUGGCCGAGGGUGUAUCAACCGAGGAUGCGAAUUCUAUCUGCCGCAUCUACUGCUUGGCAAUCAGAUUCGUGGCUGCCAUGAGCGAUGUCAGCGGUUCGGAUGACAUGGAAAUCCUAAAGUGCAAGACUCUCAGCGGGGAAGGCGGCUGCGUAACCCGAACCGAAAUGAAGACGACCGGGGACAAGACGCGCGUAGCGAGAUGCUGGUGCUCCGCAACCCUCACGACCGGUCGCGGAGAUACCGCCAAAGCUUUGAUGCUCUGGUGCCACAAUCUUUUCCGCAGGGUAUAGACGCUAAUGACCGGCACGUCACUAGGUGGAACGAGCCAAUGGGAGCAGCCGGACACGAAAUUUUCCCUCUGGGAGCCAAGCAAAUUUCUAACGCAGAUUGUGAGCUGGAUAAAAAAUCUAAUGUAUAAUUAAGACCCUACCUGUUAAUUUGCAGUUGUAAUGGACACUAUUCUCCUGAUACAGUGAUCUUCAGUAACUGUCUUAGGGUGUUCGCACACGUGUGCGUUUUUGGUAUUAGGUCCAGCCAACCUAUGUUUAAAUGGUUUUAAUUCUCAUAACUGUACUAAAGUUUAUGUGAAAGAAUGUUGAACUUUUUUCUCCUCAGUCGCGGGCGGAAACACUUGCCACGUACUCUUGGGGGUAAGCUUUGUAGUUUUUUGUUCACUUUUUUUUUUCCAAGGAUAUUUUCUGUUAGAUGUGUUUGUAAAACCUGCCUUACAAGUUGUUGCUUCUGGCAUUGCUCUUCUUUGUAAAAUAUUGCCUGUUGUUGU
Molecule: messenger RNA, 1743 nt
Organism: Bemisia tabaci
Lineage: Eukaryota; Metazoa; Arthropoda; Insecta; Hemiptera; Aleyrodidae
Source: RefSeq, a predicted model, not a curated record